UAUACAUACAGAAUUUAAACUGGUGGGGUCGCGUAGGUUAGUCGCAUUUAUUUAGCGAAAGGAACCUCGUACAAAUCGGCGUUACUGCGUCGUGUCGAGCGCCACAAAUAUUUGCUUUAAUCUACCAAGUUUGCUAUCAAAAUAGAGGAUCCGAUCAACUUUAGACAGCCAUAAAUAUCCUUUGAUUGCAUACGUUAAGAUUAAACUAUGCCAAUAGCACGGAAACAAAUCUAAAAUUUAGAUAAAUUCAUCUUUACUUAAAUUACGCCUAGUUGUUAUUUAAUGAUGGAUGUAACACCCAGCAAAGCCGAAUACAUCUGUUGCCAAUUAGAAAUGUUCCUGCGUGGAUUGAUUUAAGCUCGCUCUAGUUGUUACAGGUAUACGAGGAUCGAUUGAGAAUUUCCUUUUAUCAGUUGCCUAUGUUAUAAAAGCAGCCUAUCCUCAAAUAUUAUUCGCAAUUCACUGAUUUGAACAUCUAACAACCUGUCAUCGUUUGCCAUAAUAAUUAAAGAAGGCUAUCUAAUAAUUAUAAGCUAAGGUGGAUAAACGGACAGACAAACAUGCGCUUCUUGUCGACAGAGCAUGUUGAGCGCAAGCUUAUACAUCUGUUGGCUGUCUACUCACUCCGGCCGGCGGCGUCUCGUUCUAGACACAAAACAGUGUAGCAGAAACACCACAGUUAGGCGCCCUACCAUCGCUAAGCUCCCAUUGGAACUGGUCAGGUCAUGCUCCGUCAGUGGCGAAAGAGAAAGUUGUCUGUCUGUUUGGUGUUGUGUUGUUUUUGCGGCGGCUGCCUGCCUCUCUCCUGCUGUUUCUCCGUUUGAGUGUUCCGUUGUUGCAGGUUCCGCUUCUCUCCGUAUGAGUAGCAGCAGCAGCGGCAGCAUUCGGGUGCGUCGUCGGGAAGUUCGUUGUCGUUUGUAGGGAGUAGCGAGUGAGCGCGCGGCGUCGGUGAAGCUCGUGUCGUAUCGCUGUUGUCGGCCACUGCCGACAGCGACAACGACAACGACAACAAUAGCAACCCACGAAUCAAGUAACGGAUGAAGAUAAUUUUGUUUUUUCUAACUUUAUUUUCUUUUGGUUCGAGUGUUGUUUCGCUGACUCGAGACGACGCAGGCAAAGAGGAAUUGUUUACCUGCCAGUAGCCAGGUCCACUUUGCCACCGCGAUCGUAUCAUUAGUGAAGGUAGUGAAGAAGUCUGUAGCCAAUGGUUAGUGGUCGCGUGUUUGUGCGGGUUAAUCUCUAACGGUGUCGGACCUGAAUAAGUGCUUCUCAGGUCAAAGAUAUCAAGCGGCGGCGGCGGCAGCAGUAGCUAUCACAAACGAAACACCGGCUGGCAUCGCCGACGUGAUCAUACCCGUCCAGUACAGCUGCUGCCGUUGCUGCUGGUCGUCGUAGUGGUGACUGCGUCACUGCACCGUCGGUCUGUGUUCAUUUCCCUUACCAAGUUACCGAUUGCUUGCCCGGGCUCGUGCGCCCCUCACGAGCGCGCAUACGCAAGAGUUCUCGUUAUCUUCUCUUUCGACUGUUUCGUAUCGCUACUGCAAGUCUGCCUUGCCUGAGAACGUUAUCUCGGGACGCAAAUCUCGCACUACCUUAUCGCUGUUAUCUUAUUUAGGACGGCAAGCCUUUCAUCAACAAAUUGAGUUUAUCGCGAUCAAAGGACUUCUUUUACUGUGUCAGUCUCUCUGGCUCUUCCAGUUGGCCUGCAAAUUGGUCUCUUGUUUAGUGACGAAGCUUCUGGUGUCUAUAAAAAAACAUGGCUGCCUCGAAACACGCCGUGUCGAGUGAUGAUGGCUACACGGCUGCACAACUAAUUAGUAUGGGCGAUGGUCUUACUUACAACGACUUCCUGAUUUUACCUGGCUACAUUGACUUCGCCGCUGAUGAGGUGGAACUGUCAUCAAAGCUCACAAAGAAAAUCAUGCUCAAUGCUCCCCUGGUAUCCUCCCCUAUGGACACCGUUACCGAGUCAAAUAUGGCCAUUGCCAUGGCACUACAAGGCGGUAUUGGCAUUAUCCAUCACAACUGCACGGGGGAAUUUCAGGCCGAGGAGGUAGAGAAGGUUAAGAAAUACAAGCAUGGUUUUAUUCACGACCCAAAAGUUCUAGGCCCGGACAAUUGUGUCAGUGAUGUGUUGGACAUUAAAUCUAGGUAUGGUUUUGCUGGUGUUCCUAUCACUGAGAACGGUGUGGUUGGUGGCAAGUUGCUUGGUAUGGUCACGUCAAGGGACAUCGAUUUUCUUGCGGAUGAGCAUCUGAGCACGAAACUUAGUGAACUAAUGACUCCGCUAAAGGAUUUGGUAACCGCCCCCAGCAGUAUCACCUUGAACGAAGCCAACGAAAUUCUUCAAAAAAGUAAAAAGGGAAAAUUGCCUAUUAUCAAUACAAACGGAGAGCUCGUGUCACUCAUGGCUCGUACUGAUUUGAAGAAGAAUCGCGAUUUCCCUAUGGCGUCGAAAGACGAAAAUAAGCAGUUACUGGUAGGGGCUGCUAUUUCGACCCGGGAAGCUGACAAAGAGCGAUUAAAGCUUCUUGUCGAUGCUGGAGUGGAUGUUAUCGUUCUUGAUUCGUCACAGGGCAACUCCAAGUAUCAGAUUGACAUGAUCAAGUUUAUUAAGACAACCUAUCCGAAGGUUGAAGUGAUUGCAGGCAAUGUCGUCACAUCAGCCCAGGCUAAGAACCUCAUUGACGCCGGAUGUGAUGGUCUUCGUGUUGGUAUGGGAUCCGGUUCAAUUUGCAUCACGCAGGAGGUUAUGGCCUGUGGAAGACCCCAGGCCACGGCUGUAUAUCGCGUGGCGGAGUACGCGCGGCGUUUUGGAGUUCCAUGUAUUGCCGAUGGAGGAAUUAGCUCAGUGGGCCACAUUAUUAAAGCAAUGUCAAUGGGUGCUUCCGCUGUCAUGAUGGGCUCCAUGCUUGCUGGAACUACCGAAUCGCCUGGCGAAUACUUCUAUUCGGACGGCGUACGCUUAAAAAAAUAUCGCGGAAUGGGUUCUCUUGAUGCGAUGGACUCCGGCAAGGCAUCCCUGUCCAGGUAUCACCAGAGUCAAAAAGACAAGGUUAGAGUAGCCCAGGGCGUAACUGGUACCAUAGUGGACAAAGGGUCUAUCCAUCGUUACGUGCCCUACCUCAUCACUGGAUUGAAAUACGGGUGCCAGGAUAUCGGCGUCAAGUCAGUAACUUCUCUCCGCCAGCAAAUGUUCUCGGGCGAUGUAAAAUUCGAAAAGAGAACCGUGUCAGCUCAGCAAGAAGGUGGUGUUCAUGGCCUAUUCUCGUAUGAGAAGAAGCUAUUUUAAGAAGGGCAUUCCUGUCGAACAUACUGCUGUCGAUUGACAGCUUCUAUAGGUACAGUUAUACCUGAAAGAAAAGUGGUAAAUUGAUGUAUUAAGACAAUUUUGGAUCUUGGACAUGUUUGCACAGGGCCGCUUCUAAUUUGACGCCAUUGUCUUUAACACCUAUAUUUCUACGGGAUCAUAUACCUUUAUACGACCUGAUCCAGCCCGAGCGAUGUGUCGUGUAGCUGCCAACAAAGACGUCAACAUAUGACAACUCUUCUUAAACGUACAUCAUAUCUAGUCUACACAGGAAUGCUGUCGAUAUGUAACGUCACUAAAAAGAUGCGCGAUUACUUAUCUGUUGAUUUCUGUUACAUGACGGUCAAGUGUUGGAUGGCAUUAAUGUAAAAUGGACUAGGCAAUUCCUAUUUUUUACUGGUAAUUUUAUCUAGCUCUUCAUUCAAACUGUAUAGAAUAUAGGUUCUUAAGUGUUAUAUUAAAUACAUCGUGAGCUACUUACUAUAAUUGAUAGUAUAUAGCAUUUAUGAAUGGGUGUGGGAAAGGGAGCAUGGUACAAUAAGAAACGAGAAUUAAUGCUUGAUAACUAAUCAUAAAAACAAAUAAUAAACAAGGCGUUAUAUUUUACCUUUAAAGACAACUGAAGUAAUUAUUUUGUACUCCACAUAAUGAAUUUUCAGUUUGAAAAUUACUAUAUGUACUAUUUCGAUGAGCAGUUUCUGGCAAUAUAUAAAAAAUAAAUUACUUUGUUUAUUUUUGUUUGUAUUACAAGCUUCGACGUAUCCUUAUCUAGAGUUGUGUGAUCUAUUACGAACUUUUAAGUUCACAGAUUUGGCAAGCUAAUGAACGUUGGAAUUUGUUCUCACAAAGUUGAGAUUGAGUUGCGUAUCGAUUUGAUUCCCUUAGUAAUUUAUUACUAGUAAUUUCUGUUAAUUUGGAUCGUCGAAUGCAAUAUCAAACGACCUUGAGUUUAUAAGUUCUGUUCUGGGUGGGAAAUACCUAUAGGUCAUCCUAAGUGCACUAAUCUGUCAGCCCUAAGGAAAAGGUUUGGUGACCUUGUACAAUGUUACACAGUGUGAAGUCUAUACAUAAUAGCGCCUGGUGCAAUCAUUUACAGCUUGUUCAAACCGUUAGAGUGCCUGUGAAGUUACGCGACCCGUCACAAAAAUUCUAUACCAUGUAAAUAGAAAG
This is a messenger RNA of Varroa destructor (honeybee mite), 4480 nucleotides long. RefSeq names its product Inosine-5'-monophosphate dehydrogenase ras (gene ras). Lineage: Eukaryota; Metazoa; Arthropoda; Arachnida; Mesostigmata; Varroidae. The record is from RefSeq and is a predicted model, not a curated record. Gene Ontology annotation, cellular component: cytoplasm. Gene Ontology annotation, molecular function: IMP dehydrogenase activity. Gene Ontology annotation, biological process: GTP biosynthetic process.